Messenger RNA from Cavenderia fasciculata, 2331 nucleotides. It is a transcript of the gene mhkB, whose product is annotated as myosin heavy chain kinase. The coding region runs from base 1 to 2331 and encodes 776 amino acids. Lineage: Eukaryota; Evosea; Eumycetozoa; Acytosteliales; Cavenderiaceae. Gene Ontology annotation, biological process: protein phosphorylation. The transcript is spliced from 6 exons. Gene Ontology annotation, cellular component: actomyosin contractile ring. The record is from RefSeq and is a predicted model, not a curated record. Gene Ontology annotation, molecular function: protein binding; myosin heavy chain kinase activity; ATP binding.
AUGAUAACAACAAUCAACAACAAUCAACAACAACAACAACAACAACAACAACAACAACAACAACAACAAACAACAACAACCAUGACAACUUUUAAAGCAUGGUUUCAAUAUGAAGAUGAAGAGGUUGAACUUUCAGAUUUAGAAUAUGAAACAACUAUAUCAGCCAUUAGAAAGAUCAUACAUGAAGGAAAGAUAUUUCACUUUCCUUAUGGUACUUCACAAACAGAUAUACAAAUAGGUGUAUUUGCACCAACAGGCACAACUGAUAAGUUUGAAAAAUAUAAAGCAAGAAGUACUCUUGGAGAUAUUCAAUAUAAAGUUGGUGAUACAUUACAAGUUAGAGUAAAAAAGAAUAUUAAUAGUCAUCAUCAUCAUCAUCAUCAUCAUCAUCAUCAUCAUCAUCAUCAUCAUAUUUUAGAUAAAGUUACAUCAGACAAUGCAUCGAUACCAACUUUGAAUGUAUCAAUUUUAGACAACUCUGAAAGAGUUGUAAAAUGGGAUUAUAAUCCAUUCACCACUACUGGACAAUGGACAUGUACUGCUAUUCUUGUUAAAAUGGAGUCUGUACCAUUUGCCGAGGGAUCUUUUCGAAAGGCAUAUUAUUUACAUGAUCUAAGUAAAGAAGAAAGUUCAAGACAUGUAGCAAAAAUAGGUAAAAAGCCAACACCAAGAGCAAAUUAUUUUGAAGAUGUAAAGAUGCAAGCAAUAGCGAGAAGAUGGUCUCAGAGAUACAAUGAUCGAAAGCCACCAAAAAAGAUUGACUUUUUACCAUCAUGUGUGUUGGAGUUUGUUGAUCGUGGAUCACAUGACAAUAUCUGUGGUGUUGAACCGUACGUCGAAGGACAAUACAGAAAAUAUAACAAUAACAGUGGUUUUGUGAGUAAUGACGAUCGUAACACUCCACAAGCAUUUAGUCACUUUUCAUACGAACACUCCAACAAUCAACUAUUGAUCAUUGAUAUUCAAGGUGUUGGUGAUCAUUACACAGACCCACAAAUUCAUACCUAUGACGGUGUUGGUUAUGGUAUUGGAAAUCUUGGAAAGAAAGGUUUUGAAAAAUUCAUAGACACUCACAAAUGUAAUGCCAUUUGUCAAUAUCUCAAUCUCUCAAUGAUCAAUCCAAAGAGCGAAAAAAGUGAUUGUGGAACUGUCCCACGACCAGAUUUAUUCUUACCAGAUACUUCUGAACGUGAUCAAGUUAAUAAUCAAAAUAAUAAUAAUAAUAAUAAUAACAAUAAUACUACGACUACAUCAAUUAGUGUAAGUGUUCAACCACAUCAAGAUAUAUCUCCACCAUCAACUACAACAUCAACAUCGAUAAAAGUACAACCAUCAUCACAACCUCCACCACAACAACAACAACCCCAAAAUGAUUCAAGAGAAAAAGAAAAAGCAAUUGAAAGAAAAAAUAGAGAAGAUAGAAAAAAGGACCAAUUAAAUUGGGAUAUAAAUGGUGUUAAAAUUGUAGACACUGUCAAAGGGUACCACAAUACCAUAUCAUUGUGUAUAUGUGAAAAUUAUUUAUUUACUGGUUACUCUGAUAAUACGAUUAGGGUAUUUGAAUUUAAAAAUGAUAAUAAUAACUUGGAAUUAUUCCAAACAUUAAAAGGACACGAAGGGCCAGUAGAGGCAAUGUGUUUUAAUGAUCAAUAUAUAUUUUCCGGAUCAGGAGAUCAUUCAAUUAAAGUUUGGGACAAAAAGAAACUUAGAUGUAUUUUUACUUUGGAAGGACAUGACAAGCCAAUUCAUUGUCUUGCCAUCAACGACAAAUUUUUAUUUAGUGGGUCUAGCGACAAGACCAUCAAGGUUUGGGACCUAAAGACUCUAGAAUGUAAAGUUACGCUGGAGGGUCAUCAGAGAGCAGUGAAAUCAAUCACACUCUCUGGCCAUUAUCUCUUUAGUGGUAGUUCGGACAAGACCAUCAAGAUUUGGGAUUUCAAGGAACCAAAGACAAUCAGAUGCAACUAUACUCUAAAGGGUCACAGCAAAUGGGUUACGGCUGUUUGCAUAGUUGGUUCAACACUCUACAGUGGAUCAUAUGACAAGACUAUAAGACUUUGGUCACUCAAAUCACUAGAAUGUAUCGCCACACUUCGAGGUCACGAGGGCUGGGUCGAAAAUAUGACGGCAACAGAUAAAUAUCUUUUUAGUGCCUCUGAUGAUAAUUCAAUCAAAGUUUGGGAUUUGGAAACUCAAAGAUGUAUAUCUACACUCGAAGGACACAAUGCAUCGGUUCAAUCCCUUGCUUUGUUGGAUAAUUGUCGUCGUUUGGUUUCAACUAGUCACGAUCAAACUAUAAAACUUUGGUCUUGGGAUUUAAAAGAAAAUUAA